AUGGCUGAAUCAAAGGAAGUCGCGCAGAAAAGCGACGUAAGUGCAAAACUUGAGCAAAAACUGUGAGCAAGUGAGUAAAACCACGUUUUGCAGGUGUAUGUGAUGCCGAAGGAAGAAUUUUGGAACGAUAUCAAGGACUCUUAUUGCCAAAAGUUGGCAAAUAGUGACCCGAGUGAUGUUUAUCCAAGCAACAAUCCAGGUUAGAUUUCAUACAUUCUAUAUCAAAUAUCAUCGAAAAUCGUCGGCAGUCACUCUCAGUCGACUACACAUUUCUUCACAAAAAAAAACACCGAUUUUUAGGCCCGGAGUUGCCCGAUGGAUCGGUCAAUUUCGAAUGCCACUGUGUCGGGCACCUUGUCGCCAGCCCGUGCGGAUACGAAUUCAGGUGAGAAUUUCAAAGUUCAAUGUCUCAAAAAGCGUAUCGCAUUCAGAGAGGCAAUAACGUGCCAAAAAGCGUCAAGCGAAAAGGAAAUGGAGAGCGGCGCGUGUGGAGAACAAUUGAUGGCGUUCAUGGAGUGCGCGAUGAGGACUCAGUGCUUCAAAAGUGAGUUCAGCUAACUAAACUUCACUUAUGUUUGUGGAGCACGAGUGAAAAGUGAAACCAGAUAGAAUUGUGUCGCAUUGUGACACAAAUGACAAAACGCUGAAGAGAUCUGAAUGCGAAACGUGGGAAAAUGUUCUUGAUCAGAGAAAUCUGAACAGAAAUUCUGCACGUACACCAAAUAAGAAAUAGAUGUAUUCGGAGCGUGAGAUUCAUUAGCAAUGAAAUGUGCUCUUCUGAUCUCAGCAUUUUGCAGAGAAUAUGAGAAUUAAUGUUUUCAGCAAACGACUCGAACGACGACAAAUCAGCUGGCAAGUAAAUGGAUGCACCAUAACAACGUUCGAUAGGAAAUUAGUUCCUAGCACCUCAUUAUAUUUAUUGUUCGUUUCUGUCUUCUACUAUUUCGUUUUGACCGUAUCACACGGGUUGUAGUAAACUGUUGUUAUCUUUUUAUCGCCCAUUCUCUCUCGGUUCAAGGUCCGAAUACGUUACUUACUACUUCCUCUUGUACCGCGUAUAUGGUUUAUCGAUUCAGAUCCAAAGUCCAGAUGAUGCAAGUGCCGGACCAUCUGUCCGUCACCGGCGCUGACCUUAUGCAGAUAGACCCACUCAACAAACUGGUCGGUCGUCGGUUUUGAAUAAUUUCUUACAAAUCUCUAGUUUUCAGAUGAACAAAUUCGAGGCGACACGUAAUGCUUUGAUGGAGAAGAUGAGUGUUCCCGAACACAUUACAGUAAACGGGACGAACGCUUCGCUGAUCUUUCCAUUAGACCGUCGUGUUCACAGGUCGCCCGUGAGUAUCGACUUUUCGAGAAAAUAUGUAGCUAUGGUUCUUUUUGAUUGUAGUCGCUCAUGAUGGAAGUGCCGAAUCAUUUGAACGUGUUCGAUUUGUCGGACGAUGUAAUUCAACGCAACAAUAAUCAAAAAAUGGUAAGAGAUCUCAAUCCGUGUAAAUGGUGCCGGGUCGAUGGAAAAUUUACCUAGGCUCAAAAAUCUUUUUUUUUUUUGAAAAUUUAGUACUAAAACCCGGGCCGGGCCGCGACAAUCUGUAAAAAGUAUUGUUUGCAGUCUGUUCCAUCAUCACUGGAGUCCUCAAAUGUUCAGAAUCCGUAUGAAGAAGUGAAGAUGAUGCAGAAAAGGAUAGGUGAGAUUGAUUUCCUUGUGACGUGGCUUGAAUUCAUUUUCAGUUGUACUGAUGGCUCGACUUGGAGUACUGGAGAAUCAAGUGGUAGUGCAAAAGCGACGUGAGAAAGGACUUCUUUUGGCACUCAUCGGAGCUGUUAUCACCAUGGCAUACUCGUACUUCCGCCGUUGA
Messenger RNA from Caenorhabditis sp. 36 PRJEB53466, 1856 nucleotides. The record is from the annotation of a GenBank genome assembly. Lineage: Eukaryota; Metazoa; Nematoda; Chromadorea; Rhabditida; Rhabditidae.